Molecule: messenger RNA, 1250 nt
Organism: Coniophora puteana RWD-64-598 SS2
Lineage: Eukaryota; Fungi; Basidiomycota; Agaricomycetes; Boletales; Coniophoraceae
Product: mannitol-1-phosphate dehydrogenase M1PDH1
Exons: 10
Coding region: 19-1098 (359 amino acids)
Molecular function (GO): oxidoreductase activity
Source: RefSeq, a predicted model, not a curated record
CCGCCUAUUCCGCACACAAUGAGCUCCACUCUCGGCAGCAUUCCUACCACCCAGCGCGCUGCUCAGAUACGCGAGUUUGGCAAACCCCUCGUUGUCGACUCCAACUUGCCCGUACCUUCUCCCGAAUCGCUCGCCCCCGGAGAAUGCCUCGUCAAGAUGGAGUGCGCAGGCGUCUGCCAGAGCGACCUUCACGCGCGCAACGGUGACUGGACGCUGAAGCCUAAGCUCCCGCUCAUUUGCGGGCACGAGGGCGUCGGCCGCGUCGUGGCGAUCGGUAAAGAUACGUACCAGGCUGAAUGCGCCGUCCGGCUUGGUGAUCGCGUCGGUAUCAAGUGGAUGGCACGUGCAUGCCUCCGCUGCGAGUGGUGCCGCAAGGGCGAUGAAGCCUGCUGUCCGUCUCGCAAAGUCCAUGGCUUUGGCAUUAACGGCACUUUUGCGGAGUACACAGUAACGUACAUCGACUAUGUCACCCCCAUCCCCGCAGAGGUCAGCAGCGAAGAAGCUGUUCCCAUUCUGUGUGCCGGUCUUACGGUAUACAAAGGACUGAAGCAGUGCAAUGUUCAUAUCGGAGACUGGAUUGCCAUACCGGGAGCGGGUGGCGGACUGGGCCAUUUGGCCGUACAAUACGCCGUCAAUAUGGGUUUGCGCGUAAUUGCAAUUGACGCCGGAGAUGCGAAGCGCGACUUUUGCUUGAGCCUUGGAGCGGAGCACUUUAUCGACUUCCGCGAAAGCAUUGACCUCGUUCAAGACGUUAUUGAGGCUACGGAUGGUGGACCUCAUGCAGCCCUGGUCACCGCAGGAGGAUCAUUCCCGUAUGAACAAGCACUUGUCUAUCUGCGCCCAUCUGGGACGCUCGUAGCCGUCGGACAGGGAUCCGAUGACGCCAUCAAGGCACCAUUUGCGUUGUUGGUGGGCAAGCGGCUCAAGAUUGUGGGCUCAGCGCUAGGAACACGACAAGAUGCCAUUGAAGCUCUUGAUCUCGUUGCACGGGGCAAGGUGGUUACCCAGUACACUACUCGUCCUCUCGAGGACGUUGACAGCGUCUUUGAAGACCUUGCAGCAGGGAAGGUCACUGGACGAGUCGUGCUCCAAUUUUAGAACUGCAACAACUGAACGACUCCUCUACUACUCGCGGCGUACUUACGAUUGGGGGUAUUGAGUUGUGUCUAUAGAUUCUCUCGUUACAGCAGUCUGUAAAUCUAUUUAAUUGUCAGUGUACAUCUCUUUAUCUAGAGUGGUUUUGAAAGUGA